GCAUUUAUUUCCCCAGCAGCAUCGCAAAGAUAUGCUCAACAUAAAUCGUCUUGUGCGGAGGUUUCGAAGCGAUGAAGGGUAUUUCGUUAGUACAAAAGUCCCUUGUUCAUCUCAAUUGCUCUGAAUUCUGUCCGUGACCUCUUUUGGCUGCCUUGGAGACCGUUGGCUAGAGCUUUCCAAGCUUCUCUGAACAACUACACCAUCUCAUCCUUUUACAAGCUUCUCUACCGACCGUCAUAAUGUCUCUACAAACACCCCUCACCUCGCUCCUUAACAUCCAACACCCCAUCCUGCUGGCAGGAAUGGCCAAGGCAUCAGGUGCACCCCUCGCCGCUGCUGUCUCCAAUGCCGGCGGUCUAGGAAGCGUAGGUGGUCUGGGUUACAGCCCCGAGCAACUAUCCGAGAUCUUAACCGAGCUGAAAUCUCUUCUGCGAGACCCGUCACUCCCCUUUGGAGUCGACCUCGCCCUGCCCCAAGUCGGUGGUAGUGCUCGCGCCACGAACCAUGACUACACGCACGGUCACCUCGACGAACUGAUCGAGGUCGUCAUCUCCCAUGGCGCAAAGCUAUUCAUCUCCGCUGUCGGGGUCCCGCCCAAACGGGUAAUCGACCGACUCCACAGCGCUGGCAUCCUUAUCAUGAACAUGGUCGGAGCCCCCAAGCAUGCGGAGAAAGCGCUCAAGCUGGGCGUGGAUAUCGUCUGUGCACAGGGUGGUGAAGGCGGCGGACAUACAGGGGAUAUCCCAUUCUCUGUGCUCAUCCCGGCUGUUGUGGACGUGGCGAAGAAGUACAAGAGCCCGUUGACCGGUCAGCCGGCGCAGGUGGUUGCCGCGGGUGGUAUCAAUGAUGGUCGCAGUCUGGCUGCGUCGCUGAUGUUGGGUGCGUCUGGUGUCUGGGUGGGGACGCGGUUCGUAGCCUCGACGGAGAGCAACGCGAGUGAUAUGCAUAAGAAGGCGGUUGUUGGGGCUCAGUAUGGGGAGACGAAGCGUACGCUGGUUGUCAGUGGGCGACCGCUGCGUAUGCUGCCUAAUGAGUAUAUCAAAGAAUGGGAGAAGCGGCCAGAAGAGAUUGCUCGAUUGACGGCCAAGGGAGUCGUUCCCAUCCAGCAUGACUUUGAUGAGGGCAAAGAUGUCGAUAUACCUUUCCUGAUGGGCGAUGUUUCUGCCAGCGUCAAGGAGAUUAAACCUGCUGGUGAAAUUAUCCAGGAAAUGAUUCAUCAGGCCGUGGAUGUGAUUAACCAGGGAGGAUCUUAUAUCAAGCCAGCGAGCAAGCUAUAAACGAGACUUGUUGCAUUUAGAUAAAUAUGUACAUUUUUUUUAUUGUGCCGAUGACUCAUGAAUACUUUUUUCUGCUACAAUAUCCAGAUAGAAUUGCAAUGAAACGGUAGCGUUAAUGGAUACGCCUGGAUAAUAUGGCAUGUACUAGUACAAUAAGACAUUUGAAGAAACGGACAAACAAGAAGAAUAAAAUAGAACCAUGACUUGCGAACCAACAGCUGCAGAUAUGCUCAUCGCAGUUAUAGGCUACUCGACAGCAAGAGUCGUGUGUCCUGGUAAUCCAUCCAAGAAGCCCUGGCGCUAC
Molecule: messenger RNA, 1581 nt
Organism: Aspergillus wentii DTO 134E9
Lineage: Eukaryota; Fungi; Ascomycota; Eurotiomycetes; Eurotiales; Aspergillaceae
Product: NAD(P)H-dependent flavin oxidoreductase
Exons: 2
Coding region: 240-1277 (345 amino acids)
Molecular function (GO): nitronate monooxygenase activity
Source: RefSeq, a predicted model, not a curated record